Messenger RNA from Camellia sinensis, 3685 nucleotides. NCBI's taxonomy places the organism in Eukaryota, Viridiplantae, Streptophyta, Magnoliopsida, Ericales, Theaceae. The record is from RefSeq and is a predicted model, not a curated record.
UUUUGUGAGUGGUUAGGUUAGGAAAAUGAGAAGGAAAUGUAUAGAAAUUUGUCAAAAAAUUCAUUUUCUGUUUAGUUACUAAAAAACUGAAUAUACAUAUAUUAGUUUAGUUUCCCAUUAGUUUUAUUUUUCUUUAACAGAUUUAAGAUUUAAAAUGAAAACAUACACAGUGAUUAAAAUUAAUUAAAGGAAAAAAAAAAAAAAAAAGUUCCCGCUAAUUUUCUUCUGCCGUACCGUGCCGUACCUCCCACGCCGGUGCACAUUUUAAGCAUCCAUGCGCACUCGGAACAAGGUAGAAAAAUCAGUAGGAAGCACCUCUAUAUAAGUCGGAUACAGUUUGGAGCGCAUUUCGAAAUUUGUAGAAUCAGUGUUCGCUACUGAGUGGAGAACAAACAAUGGAAGACGACGCAGGAGAAAUAUCGAGCUUCGUAGUCGGUUUGAUCGAGAACAGAGCCAAGGAGGUUGGAGUGGCUGCCUUUGACUUGAGGUCAGCUUCGCUCCAUCUUUCUCAAUACAUUGAAACUAGCAGUUCAUAUCAGAACACAAAGACAUUGCUGCAUUUCUAUGAUCCAAUGGUGAUUAUCGUUCCUCCUAGCAAGCUUGCACCUGAUGGAAUGGUUGGAGUCUCAAUACUGGUGGACAGAUUUUAUUCAUCAAUUAAGAAGGUCAUAAUGGCCCGUGGUUGCUUUGAUGACACCAAGGGGGCUGUGCUGGUUAAAAAUUUAGCGGCCAAGGAACCAUCAGCACUUGGUUUGGAUACUUACUACAAGCAAUAUUAUCUUUGCCUAGCUGCAGCUUCUGCAACUUUUAAGUGGACUGAAGCAGAGAAAGGAGUCAUCAUUACAAAUCACUCGUUGUUGGUUACUUUUAAUGGAUCAUUUGACCACAUGAAUAUUGAUGCCACCAGUGUCCAGAACUUGGAAAUCAUUGAUCCAUUGCAUUCGACUCUUUGGGGCACGAGCAACAAAAAGAGAAGUCUAUUCCACAUGCUGAAGACAACAAGAACUAUUGGAGGGACUAGACUUCUCCGAGCCAAUCUUUUGCAGCCACUGAAAGACAUUGAAACUAUCAACACUAGACUUGAUUGCCUGGAUGAAUUGAUGAGCAAUGAGCAACUAUUCUUUGGUCUCUCCCAGGUUCUUCGUAAGUUUCCAAAAGAAACUGAUAGGGUCCUUUGUCACUUCUGCUUCAAGCCAAAGAAAGUUACAAAUGAGGUAUUGGGCAUUGAUAAUGCUAGAAAGAGCCAAAUUUUGAUUUCAAGCAUUAUUCUUCUUAAAACUGCUCUUGAUGCAAUGCCGUUACUCUUAAAGGUGCUCAAGGAUGCAAAUAGUUUUCUUCUUGGAAAUGUUUACAGAUCUGUAUGUGAGAAUGAAAAAUAUGCUUCAAUAAGGAAAAGAAUUGGAGAGGUGAUUGAUGAAGAUGUGCUUCAUGCACGGGUCCCCUUUGUUGCCCAGACACAGCAGUGUUUUGCUGUUAAGGCAGGAAUAGAUGGACUUCUGGAUAUUGCAAGGAGGUCAUUUUGUGACAUCAGUGAAGCUAUACAUAAACUUGCAAACCAAUAUCGUGAAGAUUUCAAAGUGCCAAAUUUGAAAAUCCCAUUUAACAAGAGGCAAGGCUUUUACUUUAGCAUUCCGCAGAAGGACAUACAAGGAAAGCUUCCAAGCAAGUUCAUUCAGGUUGUGAAACAUGGAAACAAUAUACAUUGUUCGACUCUGGAACUUGCUUCUUUAAAUGUGAGGCACAAGUCUGCAGCUGCUGAAUGCUAUAUACGGACAGAACUUUGCCUAGAAGCGUUAGCUGAUGCCAUAAGGGAAGAUGUCUCUGUGCUUACCCUGCUCGCUGAGGUCUUAAGCCUUCUAGAUAUGAUUGUGAAUUCAUUUGCUCAUACAAUAUCCACUAAGCCUGUUGAUCGAUAUGUUAGACCUCAAUUUACUGAUAAUGGCCCACUGGCAAUUGAUGCUGGAAGACACCCUAUCUUGGAAAGCAUACACAAUGACUUUGUUCCCAACAAUUUAUUCCUUUCCAAAGCAUCAAACAUGAUAAUUGUCAUGGGCCCAAACAUGUGUGGAAAAAGUACUUAUCUUCAACAGGUGUGCUUGAUAGUCAUCCUUGCUCAAGUCGGUUGUUAUAUUCCUGCCCGCUUUGCAACUAUAAGGGUAGUUGAUCGUAUAUUUACAAGGAUGGGAACUCUGGACAAUCUUGAGUCAAACUCUAGCACGUUUAUGACGGAAAUGAAAGAGACGGCUUUUAUCAUGCAGAAUGUUUCCGAAAGGAGUCUAAUUGUUAUGGAUGAACUGGGAAGGGCCACUUCUUCCUCUGAUGGAUUUGCAAUCGCAUGGAGCUGCUGUGAACAUCUUUUACCACUCAAAGCGUAUACCAUAUUUGCUACUCACAUGGAGAACCUAUCAGAAUUAGCUACCAUCUACCCUAAUGUCAAAAUUCUUCACUUUCUCGUUGAUGUCAAGAGCAAUCGCUUGGAUUUCAAGUUUCAACUCCAAGAUGGACUGCUAUGUGUACCACACUACGGGCUUCUGUUAGCAGGAGUGGCUGGAUUACCUAGCUCGGUCAUUGAAACAGCCAAAAUCAUCACAGCAAGGAUAACAGAAAAGGCAGUGAAGAGAAUGGAAGUAAACUGUCUGCAGUAUCAAGAUAUCCAGAUGGUUUACCGUGUUGCUCAACGGCUGAUAUGCUUGAAAUACUCCAGCCAAGAUGAAGAUUCAAUCCGAGAAACAUUGCAGAAUCUCAAAGACAGCUAUAUAAAUGGAAGCAUAUAGAGUUCUAUUACAAGCCCCAUCAAUGGUUAUAUGUUCUUGCGGCAAAUAUGUAUAUAUAAGAUCUGCAAAUCUCUCUCUCUCUCUCUCUCUCUCUGUAAAUCUAGUGCCACACGCUCAAAACAAAAAUACAAAUUUGAUAGUUGAGCCCAUGAAGCUUGAAGAGUGAAGAAACUAUACCCACAACCAAGUAUAAAAUCAAAUACAAGUCAAAUGUCAAUGAAGCCAUCAAAAGUUGCAUGUGAUAAAAGUUUUGAAAACCUGUAGAACUACAAUUAAAACUUCCCAUCUCUUUUUUUUCUUUGAUCCCUGAGUCACUAUACAAAGCUCAAUUAAAAAUUAAAAAUCAUCUUCAUUUUUGUGCUAAAAACCGAAGAAACAUUAGACAGCAGCCUUUUUUGGAUGGAUUUUUGUUUGUUGUCAUAAAUAACAUUAAUGACAUUCAAAAGCACUGAUCACUUUCUCAUCAUCUUUGAUUGAGUGAAACAGUUAACAAAAAUUCAAAAAUUACUGUUCAGUGUUUUCUAAAAGUGGACUCUUUUCAUAAAAUUUUCAUAAAAAACAAUUUUAAAAUUACUUGGUUAAACAAGUUAUGUUUUCUGAAAAAUAAAACAAUAAACUAAAAUACAACAAAAGAGAUGAAAUAACUUCCCACUUGUUUCUGCUUUGUGGGAGAGUCCAGUUGGGUCACUAUAAUGACACUUGCAUUUCACAAUUCACAUAUUCUAUCAAAUAAUUCUUGAAAAUUCAUGACUAAUGCUAUAUGAAAAACAAAUUUAUCAGUUGCAACACAAAAUCCGAAUUGACUAAAUUAACAUCAUGAGUUCAAACCCUUAAGCUGGAACAGGAUUUCAGAAUUCUCAAAAUCAAAAUUUCAACCUCAUUGACAGAGCAAACCUAAUGUCAUAUUCAAA